AUGAGGAUGAGCUGCAAUGGCUGCCGGGUGCUGAGAAAGGGUUGCAGCGAGAACUGCAGCAUCCGGCCAUGUCUGCAGUGGAUCAGCAGCCCCGAGUCUCAGGGGAACGCCACCGUCUUCCUCGCCAAGUUCUACGGCCGCGCCGGACUCAUGAACCUCAUCAACGAGGGGCCUGAGAAUCUUCGCCCUGGUAUGUACGAACCACAUCAUCUUCCAUCGCCGAUCGAUCCCCUUUUUGAUCGUUCCGAUCGGCUAGGGUUUGAGAGAGGAGGGAAAUGGAUCUCGAUUUCUCACUGUGGAAUGCGUGGUCUGAUCUGAUCCAGCCAUCUUCCGAUCGCUUCUGUACGAGGCCUGCGGGAGGAUUGUGAAUCCUAUCUACGGUUCCGUGGGGCUCCUCUGGUCCGGAAGCUGGCAUCUAUGCCAGGCCGCCGUCGACGCGGUGCUCAAAGGCGCUCCGAUCUUGCAGAUCUCGUCCGACAGCGCCACCAGCGCUCCUGCUCCACCGUUCAUCAAGGCCUCCUCCUUCGACAUCCGCCAUGUCGCCAAGGACCACAACAGCCACGGCUACGACCUCCACAAGGUGAACAAGGCCACCCGCCCGCGCUUCAAGCGCUCUGCGAACCCCUCCCAGAUCCACCGGGACGGCGGCGGCGCCGUCUUCUCAGCGGCGGGGAAGCCGAAUUUCGAUCUGCCGCGCACCGGCGACUCUCAGUUCCGGCGGAUGCGGAGCGAGGAGUCGUUCGCCAGCCAAACCUCCGCGUCCGGCGACGAGGCGGAGGACCACGCCGGUGACGGCGAGAGCCGAGAGCACGACAGCGCCUUCUCCGCGCCGACCUCCAUGGUGACGAGCCACAGCCUCGAUUCCGGCAAGGCCGACGACGGCGAGGUGGAGCUAGAGCUGACGCUCGGCUUCGAGCCGGUGCACCACAGCCCCCACAACAGCAGCAGCAGCAGCAGCAGCCACAGCCCAAGGCGGAGCUCCGGCCACCGCGCCCCCGCGGCUCCGGCGAGUAGCUCUUGCCGUGUGGGCGGCGUCGAUCUGGGCCUCCAUCUUCCCCUGUGA
Messenger RNA from Spirodela intermedia, 1063 nucleotides. Lineage: Eukaryota; Viridiplantae; Streptophyta; Magnoliopsida; Alismatales; Araceae. The record is from the annotation of a GenBank genome assembly.